Molecule: messenger RNA, 1587 nt
Organism: Mercurialis annua (annual mercury)
Lineage: Eukaryota; Viridiplantae; Streptophyta; Magnoliopsida; Malpighiales; Euphorbiaceae
Product: probable mitochondrial saccharopine dehydrogenase-like oxidoreductase At5g39410
Exons: 3
Coding region: 147-1502 (451 amino acids)
Biological process (GO): glycolipid biosynthetic process
Cellular component (GO): lipid droplet; plasma membrane; mitochondrion
Source: RefSeq, a predicted model, not a curated record
ACUCAACUACCAUGAACUUGCCAUAACUACCAUGAUCUCAAACUGGCACAAUUUUUUAGAACUCAAAAUCAACAGGAGAAUACAAAUCCCUUAAACCCCAUUUACAUAUUCCAAUCCAAAGCACUCAACUUUACCCCUCAUCAACCAUGGCAGGCCAAUCUUCUCCUCCUUAUGACCUAAUAAUCUUGGGAGCUUCAGGUUUCACGGGCAAAUAUGUUAUCAGAGAAGCUCUUAAGUUCCUCAAUACCCCUUCUUCUCCCUUAAAAUCACUAGCUUUAGCCGGUCGCAACCCAACUAAAUUAACCCAAUCACUAAGCUGGGCUGCUCAUCCUAAACCACCUCCAUCAAUCCCCAUCAUCACUGCUGACACCACUGACCCUGCUUCAAUUCGUCAGCUCUGCACCCAAACCAAGCUCAUUCUCAACUGUGUUGGCCCCUUUCGUCUCCAUGGUGAGCCUGUUGUUGCUGCCUGUGUUGAUACUGGGUGUGAUUACUUGGAUAUAUGCGGGGAGCCGGAGUUUAUGGAGAGGAUGGAGGCUAAGUAUCAUGAGAAGGCCAUGGAUACUGGCUCUUUAGUGGUUUCAGCUUGUGGGUUCGAUUCGGUUCCUGCUGAAAUUGGUUGGAUGUUUAAUUCUAGGCAGUGGGUGGAUCAGGCUGUACCGAACCAAAUUGAGGCUUAUUUGAGCCUGGAGUCGGAUAAAAGAAUUGUUGGUAACUUUGGGACAUAUGAAUCUGCAAUUCUGGGAGUGGCUAAUGUUGAAAAAUUGCAGGAAUUGAGACGGUCUAGGCCUAAAAGAGCAAAGCCAACGAUUCCUGGUCCCUAUCCUCCCAAAGGACCAAUAAUUGAUCAUCAAAAGGAGAUUGGUCUAUGGGCCGUAAAGCUACCAUCCGCAGAUUCUAUCGUUGUUCGGAAAACUCUUUCAACUCUGGCAGAAAAUCCCCAUGGUCUUCCUGGGAUUAAUGAGAGCGCUGAACAGGUUGAAAAGAGAGAGGCAUUCUGGUCAAAAAUAAAGCCUGCUCAUUUCGGGGUGAAGCUGGGCGCCAAAUCUAUAUUGGGCGUCUUUCGGUUCAUAACAGUUGGCAUGUUCAUGGGACUGUUAGGCAGAGAUUCUAUAGGCAGAUGGCUUCUCUUAAAAUUCCCAUCUUUUUUUAGCCUUGGUUGGUUCAAGAAAAAGGGUCCCUCUGAGGAUGAAGUUAGCAGUGCUACAUUUAAGAUGUGGUUCGUCGGACGAGGGUUUAGCGACAAAAAUCAAGUUUCGCAGGCAAAAUUGAAACCCGACAUGGAGAUAGUAACUAGAGUAAUGGGACCUGAGAUUGGCUACUUGACCACUCCUAUAAUCUUAGUUCAAUGCGCUCUUAUCCUUCUCAGCGAGCGUAACAGCCUACCGAAAGGAGGUGCUUUUCCCCCAGGUAUUAUAUUUGGCCCUACUGAUCUACAGGAACGAUUGCAACAUAAUGGAAUAUCUUUUGAUCUUAUUUCUAAGAGAAGUCUCUCUGCAUAACUUAAACUUUGCAUUAGGCAAUAUAACAGAAUUUGAACCUAUUUCAUAUGGAUUUAUGUAAUAAUAAUAGUAGAUAUGUUUUGCA